UCCAGCUCAGCAGCAAGGUGCCAAGGUAGCAAGCUCUCGGUCGCCACUACUGCAAUGGAAGGCCUGAUUCCGUUGGUGUACCGGACCAUCGUGGAGUACAGGAAGGCGAGGCACCAGGUCGCCAUCGCAAGCCGCCUGCUGUACGGCGACCACCAGCAGCAGCCGUGUGGUUCGUCGGCGCUCUUCCGCGUCGUUGACCCUGCAGCAAGCAGCAGCAGCUGGCACGCCGCGUCGUCGUCGAUGUCCCCGGCCACGUCGCCGGCGGCAGCCAGGGCCAGCGGCAGCCUGGCGUCGCCGCUCCUCCGCUCGGCGUCGCGCCGCCAGCUCGCAGGUUAGUCUGCUGCUCGUGAUGGGCAACAAGUUCGAGUGGUGCUUUAUGGUAUGCGAGGCACUGCUUGGGGUUGGGGUGUACAAGACUACAAGUGUACGUAUUACGUACUAUUAUACCAGGUAUAUUAAUAAGCCCUAGAGAGAGAGAGAGGGAGAGAAAAAAGGGUUUAUUUUGAAGAAUAAGGGCAGAGUCAGAGGGUGGUCCAAAGGAGCGCCUCAACUGAUGAGAAGAGAAGGCAAAGCUUCUGCUUCAAGCCCAGCUGGUGGUUGUAUACUGUGCCUGUACUGUAAUACUAUCCUGUAGCUGCUGCUCUAGUAGCGGCCAUGUAUUCGUAUUGUGUACGUGCUACAGGUUCCCAGCAACUGAGCUUGUCGUUCAACUGCACAUAUACAUAGCAAAUAAGGAUGUGCUCAACCUACUCAAUUGUAUAU
Zea mays is the source of this 762-nucleotide messenger RNA. RefSeq lists its product as uncharacterized. Lineage: Eukaryota; Viridiplantae; Streptophyta; Magnoliopsida; Poales; Poaceae. The record is from RefSeq and is marked validated. Bases 55 to 336 code for a protein of 93 amino acids. The transcript has a single exon.